AUGUUUAGUAUCCAACCCUCACAAAUGCACCAAGUUAUGCAAAACAUAAAAACGGCUGCAGAAAAACCACUCACCAACCAAUUGAUCCCAACAGUGUUGAACAACAUCGAUCAUCUCUCCACACAACAAUUUUCUGAUGGUUCUAUUGGCUACAUUAUUGCCUAUUUGCUUGUUUGCGUGUACCACAACAGAAACCCAGAAGAGAAGUGGUUGGGCAAAGCUAAAACAGAGUUUGAGAAAUAUAUCAAGACAAGCAAAUACAAAGAGGAAUUGUUAUUUUUGAAAGCAUGCUUUGAAAUGGUUGGUUAUUUUGAAAACAAUCCAACUCAUAAGCACUUACAGUCUAUUGUUGAUUCUUUUUAUACCGUCAAGGAUGAUUGUACCAAGUUGACAAAUAUUGGUGGCGUUUAUCUUUUGCUAUUUUUCAACCUAUUCCAUAGAAGCGGAUUGAGUAGCAUUACGAGUUCUUACGCUGAAAAGGGUUUAAACUACCUUAUCUCUUCCACAUUCUUUGAUAUUUCCCAACAAUAUGUUCUAGAUAAAAUGAUAGUACAAGUAUUGGGUUAUUACUUGAGAUACCCUAAUUUUACAGAAUAUUUGGGAAUUAUGGAGCGGAUGGUUUAUUCAAUCUCAACACCAGUUUAUAGAAGCAAUUUGAUUGAUGAGCUGGAUAAGCAGAUUCUUCAUUUACUCCCAAAUAGUACCUCCAAAUCAUUUGAACUGUUAUGCAAAUGGAGAUUAGUUGUAGGUGGCUUUAAUAUUACCAUUAAAAAAAUUGUAGAAUCAGAAUCAGAAUUAAUCGUAAUUACGCAAACAGACAAUAGAAAUGAGAUUAUGAGAAUUGUGGUUGGUUUGGAAGCAGAAUUCAUAAGUGUUGAGGAAAUUGGAACUUUAAUUCUCAAAUUCGAACCACUGGAUAAUGAAUGGAGAUUUAGGAUUACGUUUGCUCUUCUCUCCUCAUUUGAGCUUGAAGAUACCCAAAAGCAUUUAAUUGGUAAUAUUAUGCUUCAAAAUUUACGCCCUUAUCUUGAAAAUAUUGACAGUCAAGGUGUUUUGCUUGUUUUAUCAUCUUUGGACAUUAUUCCACAACUCUUGAAAGAUAAUAAUGUGUGGAUAGAGUUAGUUCAUCAAUAUCAAUCAGCAAUUAAGGAAAAGUUUGAUAAAUAUGAGUGGCUUGAUGACGCAGCAGAAUACUACGGUCAAAUGUAUAAUGUAUCAAGGAUGUUAUGCAUGUCAUCAAAAGAUCAUGAAAAUAUUUAUCAGUGGGAAAGGGAUGUGGAAAGAUAUAGAGACCUAUGUCAUGAAAACAUGCCAGAACCAAGUUAUGAUUAA
Messenger RNA from Naegleria gruberi, 1332 nucleotides. RefSeq lists its product as uncharacterized. Bases 1 to 1332 code for a protein of 443 amino acids. Lineage: Eukaryota; Heterolobosea; Eutetramitea; Acrasida; Naegleriidae. The transcript has a single exon. The record is from RefSeq and is a predicted model, not a curated record.